GUGCCAAAAGGGGAAGUCCUAGAAUCCGGUCUAUAAAUCCAGAGCAUACUUCUUUCCCAAGUCUCCAGCCAGUACGCUUCCAAUAAACUCUCGGACCAUUUCCAGCAGCGCAGAACCGACGGGGUAAAGCUACAAAGUUGAUAUUUGAUAACCAGUUCAAUUGAAUUUCAAAAUGUCGAAGGUAGAUAUAGAUGUUCCUCCGAAGGGUGGUUUUAGUUUCGAUCUCUGCAGAAGAAAUGAAAUGCUACUGCAAAAGGGUAUCAAUGUUCCUUGUUCCUUCCGGAAGACAGGAACGACCAUUGUUGGUCUAAUUUUCCAGGAUGGUGUCAUUCUUGGAGCAGACACUAGAGCCACUGAAGGGCCCAUAGUUGCUGAUAAGAACUGUGAGAAAAUUCAUUAUAUGGCCCCCAACAUAUACUGCUGUGGAGCGGGUACUGCUGCUGAUACAGAGGCUGUGACAGACAUGGUGAGCUCCCAGUUGCAUCUACACCGCUAUCACACAGGUCGGGAGUCGAGGGUCGUUACAGCUCUUAGCCUUCUAAAGACUCACCUUUUCAAUUACCAAGGGCAUGUGAGUGCUGCUUUGGUACUUGGUGGAGUUGAUGUCACAGGGCCACAUUUGCACACAAUCUAUCCACAUGGAUCAACUGACACUCUGGCAUUUGCAACAAUGGGUUCUGGAUCCUUGGCAGCCAUGGCUGUCUUCGAAUCGAAGUACAAGGAAGGCCUGACUAGGGAUGAAGGAAUACAGCUUGUGUCUGAGGCUGUAUGUUCUGGAAUUUUCAAUGAUUUGGGAAGUGGGAGCAAUGUUGAUGUUUGUGUGAUAACUAAGGGACACACGGAGUAUCUGAGAAACCACCAGAAGCCAAAUCCUCGGACAUAUAUCAGUUCAAAAGGCUUUUCUUUUCUCAAGGGUCAGACUGAGGUUUUAACAACAAAAAUCACUCCAUUGAAAGAGAAAGUGGAAGUAAUUGAAGGAGGUGAUGCAAUGGAGGAGUGAGACAUACUGCCUGGGCAGAGGCAGACAAUUGCUGACAAUUUCGUGGAAGCAGUAAAAGAUUGAUUUGUAUUAAAUUAGUGUGCUUCUGAUGACGAUAAGAUGCAAUACCAAUGUACUUGUUACCACCAGGUCAUACUGGACGUGAGGACCAAAAGUUUUUUAAUUGUAUCUUUCCAUUGCUUUCCAUGAGGCCUGCAAGUACCAGUGGCUUGUCGCAGUAGUUGGAUUUUAGGUCCCAGGGGAAAAACUCAUAAAAUUCAGUUUAAUUUUAGCAAGGUUUCUCGUGAUUUGGUGA
This is a messenger RNA of Macadamia integrifolia, 1295 nucleotides long. Its product is annotated as proteasome subunit beta type-7-B. Gene Ontology annotation, molecular function: threonine-type endopeptidase activity. The record is from RefSeq and is a predicted model, not a curated record. Gene Ontology annotation, cellular component: proteasome core complex. NCBI's taxonomy places the organism in Eukaryota, Viridiplantae, Streptophyta, Magnoliopsida, Proteales, Proteaceae. The transcript has 9 exons. The coding region runs from base 173 to 1000 and encodes 275 amino acids.